GCCAAAGAGACAGGAAUACUUGCAAAGCCAGCAGGGAGCUGGGCAGUUCUCUUCUGGCUGUUGGGACCUACCAUCUCUCUCCAGGAUGACGUGACCUUAUGGUAGACACCAGAACUGAGGCCCCAGGAUGACAGAACCUGAAACUCUGGCCUUGCUGGAAGUGAAGGGGUCUGAGGCCCCGGAGAAGAAUUCACCUCAGGCUUUGGUUUCUAAUAGCCAGAAGCCAGAGGGGGAAGAUAAGGAUGAGUCUCUUGGAAUUGAAUCCCUCACAGUGGAGUCUUCAGUUGGAUUGCCCAUGGCCAGAGAGGGGACUGAGGAUGGUCUAGACAGUACAGUAAGUGAAGCUGCUACUUUGCCUUGGGGGACUGACCCCCCACCUAGUGCCCUGUUCCCAGAUCCACCAGGCUGGCGGCAGCACAUUGAGCCAGAGCCCCUUGAAUCAGAACCACCUAGUAAGUCAGAAGAGUUAUCCAAAGAUGAUGCCAACCUUCUGCCUGAGAAGGUGGCCCGGGCCUUUGUGCCUAUUGACCUACAGUGCAUUGAGCAGCAUCCGCAGGAAGAUCUCAUUUUGCGCUGUGAGGUGGGCCAGGGUGAUCAUCGGAACUUCCUGUCCACCAGAGCUACCCACCCUGAGCCCCUAGAGCGCAAGUGGUCUGAGGCAGUUGUGAAGCCACCUGGCCGGUCCUGUGGAGGCUGUGGGAGCUGUGGAGGCCGUGAGGGUCUGAGAGCUGUGGCUUCAGUGGUGGCUGCCCUCAUCCUCUUCCCCUGCCUGUUGUAUGGAGCAUAUGCCUUCCUGCCCUUCGAUGCUCCACGGCUGCCCACCAUGAGUUCCCGCCUGGUCUACACGCUGCGCUGUGGAGUCUUUGCCACUUUCCCCAUUGUGCUAGGGCUCCUGGUCUAUGGGCUGAGCCUGUUCUGCUUUUCUGCUCUGCGGCCCUUUGGAGAGCCAAGGAGGGAAGUAGAGAUCCACCGGCAGUAUGUGGCCCAGUCAGUCCAGCUCUUCAUCCUCUACUUCUUCAACCUGGCUGUGCUUUCUACCUACCUGCCCCAGGAUACCCUCAAGCUGCUCCCUCUGCUCACUGGUCUUUUUGCCAUCUCCCGGCUGAUAUACUGGUUAACCUUUGCUGUGGGACGCUCCUUCCGAGGCUUUGGCUAUGGUUUGACAUUCCUGCCCCUGCUGGCCAUGCUGGUGUGGAACUUCUACUACAUGUUCGUGGUGGAACCCGAGCGCAUGCUCACGGCUUCUGAGAGUCGCCUGGACUACCCUGACCAUGCCCGAUCUGCCUCUGACUACAGGCCCCGUUCCUGGGGCUGAUCCAUGGGAUGCCAGCAAGGGAAAGAGGUGGACAGCCAUGCCCCUUAAGGAUGUUGAGGACAAGGACCAAGACUAGUAGGAAAGGAAUAGUUCCUCUCUGAGCAGCCUCCACAACUGCUACUAGGACCCACCAAUGCUGGACUCUGCCCUGCUCCUCAGCUUUUAGUGAGUAGGGGACAGACCACAGCUAAACCUAGAAGGUCUCAAAUCAGAACUCAAGGUAAUUGGAAAACUUGCCCAUGCCAAAGGACAAAGAAUGGCAUUGGAUCACUUAUGGAUUUUCAUGCUUGAACCUUCCUAGCUAGGUUCAAGACUCUACCACAGGCCUUAAGGACCUUUAGCAUCAGUCAAGACUAUUAAUGCUGCUGCCCCAACCAAGGAUGAUGCUUCCUCCCUUCCAACUUAUGUAGGUCUCUGACAUCUUAUCUCCAAAAUUCAUACUUCCCAUGGGAGAAGAGUAGCUAGGGAGACCUGUCUCCCAAGAAGGUUUUGUGCAGUAUUUGUCUGGGGACGGUUGGAAAGGUGUAGUGGCUAAUGUUAGCCCAGUAUGAGUGUGAAUAUGUGUGCAUGCAUGCC
Messenger RNA from Dipodomys ordii (Ord's kangaroo rat), 1891 nucleotides. It is a transcript of the gene Tmem79, whose product is annotated as transmembrane protein 79. Lineage: Eukaryota; Metazoa; Chordata; Mammalia; Rodentia; Heteromyidae. The coding region runs from base 128 to 1315 and encodes 395 amino acids. The transcript is spliced from 5 exons. Gene Ontology annotation, biological process: regulated exocytosis. Gene Ontology annotation, cellular component: trans-Golgi network membrane; lysosomal membrane. The record is from RefSeq and is a predicted model, not a curated record.